UCCGCUGAAACUCUCAGAAAGAGCUUCCUGACGUCAGCUCAGGGAGCCGGUCUUUUUUCUGAACUUACUCGCCUUUAAACACUUCCUGUACUUGAGCAGUUGCUUAUUAAUCACUUGUGACAAACCAGCGAAAGCGGGAGGCAGAAGCAAACCGAAGUGAGAAUGAAUACUGAGCAUGAGAUCAAUCUUCUGAUUGAAGAAAUUCGUCGCCUUGGAUCUCCAGGUGCAGAUGGUAAAAUUAGAGUGAAGUUUGGAGUGCUGUUCACCGACGAUAAAUGUGCCAAUCUUUUCGAGGCUCUGGUUGGGACUCUGAAAGCUGCGAAAAAGAAGAAGAAGGUUAGCUUCACUGAAGAGCUGCUCCUUCAAGGAGUUCACGACAAUGUUGACAUUGUCUUAGAAGUUGAUUGAAGACGGUCUGAAUACUCCAGAUUGCAACAGCAGUAUGAGCAACAUCUUGAAUCUCUGGGAUAGGUUUAAAACAGUACUGACCUUGAGUGUGCCUUGGAACCACAAGGUGGACUUUUUUUUAAAGAUGUAAUUUAUCAUAAUAUUGAAAUUUUGGAUUUCUAAUUUGUGUAUUUGGGUUGUGUGAAAUUGGAAACUACAGCAAUAAAGUAUCGUCAGUCAA
Molecule: messenger RNA, 628 nt
Organism: Carcharodon carcharias (great white shark)
Lineage: Eukaryota; Metazoa; Chordata; Chondrichthyes; Lamniformes; Lamnidae
Gene: abracl
Product: ABRA C-terminal like
Exons: 3
Coding region: 163-408 (81 amino acids)
Biological process (GO): regulation of actin filament-based process
Source: RefSeq, a predicted model, not a curated record